AUGGAGGAAAGCAAAAUAGCUUUAUUUCAGAAAGCCGCCGCACUUCUAAAGGACUCGAAUAAUAAAACACACGAUAUCUUAAAAAGUCACUAUUUGUUACAAUGUCCUCGUUUAACAUUAGCAGAAAAUCGAAAUAGAUUAAGGAAAGGAAGAUGUUACCAUUGCCGUUUAGAAUGGACACGAGAUACAAAGAACAGGAUAAAGCCAAUAAAAUUGAGUAAAAGGCAAAAAAGAAGGAAGAAGUCCAAAGUAAAGAAUAGUUUAUUAAAUAGUAAGCAACUGGAAAGGAUAUGUUCAUUUUGUGGAAACGUUACAGUUAUUCAGAUACCAAAACUUAACAUAAAUAAACACAUAAUUGAUAGUAAAUGUAAUGAUGACAAUACAACGUCAUCCCAGUCAGAUAAGAAGCAAAUUCCUAUAGAAAACAAAAUUUGUAAAACCAAGGCACAGAAACCAAUUAACGUGUAUAGUAAUGCAUCAGAAAUAUUUUCCUUAAGAAAUGACAAUAAUACUUUGAAGAAGGAUACUCCACAAAAAAUAAAUAAUAACAAAAAGAAAAAGGACAAAUUUGCUGGUUUAUGUCAAAAGGCUGUUUUAGAUGCGGCCAAAAGAAAGUUAGCAAAUGAAAAGAAAAACAAGAUUAAUUUUUUUUUUUUUUUAAUUUUAAUUUAUUUUUAA
Messenger RNA from Leptosia nina, 678 nucleotides. NCBI's taxonomy places the organism in Eukaryota, Metazoa, Arthropoda, Insecta, Lepidoptera, Pieridae. The record is from the annotation of a GenBank genome assembly.